Molecule: messenger RNA, 2399 nt
Organism: Monopterus albus (swamp eel)
Lineage: Eukaryota; Metazoa; Chordata; Actinopteri; Synbranchiformes; Synbranchidae
Gene: ccdc9
Product: coiled-coil domain containing 9
Exons: 15
Coding region: 177-2399 (740 amino acids)
Source: RefSeq, a predicted model, not a curated record
CAGGAAGUUAGUCCUUGCUAACCGGAAGUCGGAAAAUGAGGACACCGUGAGGCGCAGGAAUUGGCAAAGAGCAACGAGUUAAAACACAGCCUUUUACACUCGUUACAAGCCUCCCGGUAAAGGUAAUAUAAGAAAAGAGUCAGCCACCUGUAUCUGAAGAGAAGUUGGAGGAAGCCAUGUCUUCAGCGGUGGACCUCAAGACCAAGGAGGAGAAGGAUGCAGAGCUGGACAAACGAAUCGAAGCUCUGAGGAAGAAGAAUGAAGCUCUGGUCAAAAGGUACCAGGAAAUAGAGGAGGACAAGAAGAAGGCAGAGCAGGAGGGCAUUGCUGUGACCACACCUCGAAAGCCCCGUCCCCAUGAGCCAGAGACGGACAGGAGGAAGAUGGAAAAAGAGAACCUGACCGUCACAGUCGAUCUUUCUAAACCGACAGGGGAGAAGAGAGUCGUGAACGACUGGAAACCUGGAAUACCUCGUGGUCGGAAGACAUCAGAGGAGAGCGACGGCCACAAAAGGCAGAGCGACGGUCAUAGCCCAGCCAGGAGGACGGGGUCAGGACGAAUGGGUUGGGGAGGUCAGAGAGGAGGAGGAGGAGGAGGCCGUCAAGAGAGGAGAGAGUGGGAACCCAGGACGCCCAGAGAUGGAGAACCUGGGGAGUCAGGAGGACAGGGACGCAGAGGAAGAAGGAGAGGAAGAGGAGGAGAAGGGGGAGGAGUGGGGACCCCAGGUGGCAUGGACAGAAAGUCCAAGGAAUGGGAGGAGAAGAGGCGACAGAACAUUGAGAAGAUGAAUGAAGAGAUGGAGAGAAUAGCAGAGUAUGAGAGAGGACAGCGGCCGGAUGGAGACAAGCCAAUCCGUAACUUCCUGGACGACCCAAGACGCUCAGGCCCGGCGCCAGACAUAGACCGCAAGGAAGGCAGCAGGAGGCAUGUACGUAACUGGGGAGGUCUGGACUUUGACAAUGUGAAGACAGGAGCUGAACUGGAGAAAGAGUGGACCAGUCGAAGGCCUAGUUCAAAAGGCUCUGUGGACAUGACCAUGUCCAUGACGGGCAGGGAAAGAACAGAGUAUCUGCGCUGGAAGAAGGAGCGUGAGCAGAUUGACGAGGAAAGAUUAGCACGCCAUCGUAACGCCACAGGCCAAUGGAGACGGGAGUGGGACGCACAGAAGACGGAGAACAUGUUCAAGGAGGAUCCGUAUGUGGCGGCAGAGGGCGUCACGUCUGAACCGGGCAGCAGGAGAGCCCGGGGGCGUAAUGCUCGUACAGAGCCUCGGGGCAGGGCUUCAGACGACAGUAAGCGGCCUCCUAAAACGCCGACAUUUGGCGACUUCCUGUCCCAGGGGCCCCGAGGGGAGCGGGGCAGAGGACAGAAACAGAGCUACAGCAUGCAUGACAACCGCUGGGAAGGAGAGAAAGAAGAGCAGGAGAAGGAGGACAAGACAAAGACAGAGGAGAAGACUAAGAAGAAGGAGGAAAAAGCCAAACCUCCUGCAGCACAGAAGGUGGAGGAGAAGAAUGAAGGUGGAGGGGAUGAUGAUGAUGAAUGGGAGGAUGCCAGUGAUGGAGAAGGUGACGAGGAAGCAGUGGAGGAAGGGGGCGAACCAGAACCAGACUCCAGGGCCAGUGAGAAGGAAGACGUUGAGAAAGAGAAACCACCCAAGAGCAAAGACGCCUCCCCUACAUCUCCCAUGCCUCGCUCUCGUCCAUCAUCGGCAGGAAGCCCCAAAGAGCAGCGGACUCCCAGGCCAAAGGUCCACAUACCCCCCCCUGCAGCAGCUCAGGAGUCACCAGAGGGAGGCAAACCCGUCAGCCCCUUCUCCCCGCUGGAUGGCCACCAACCUGUGUCAGACUGGGGGGAGGAGAUGGAGAUGCAGUCGCCCCGGAGCACCAUGGGAAGGGUGAGCCCACUAAAACCCCCCAGCCCCGAGCCCAGCCCCCCAGCCCCUCCCAGAAGACGGACCACAGAUGCAUCCUCUCCUCCAGAAAAGGCUGAAGCCCAGCAAACUGCGGCAGUGUCAGAACCAGAGUCCAUCCCCACGGACUCGCCUGCUGCCCCGCCAUCUGACCACACCCUGUCUGAGGCUCCUGAUGCUGCCCCCUCUGCUACGUGUGUCCCAGCCCCAUCUGAGGGCAGUGAAGCCGCUGAGACGAUGGAUGAGGAUACACCUGCUGCUCCAUCCCAAGAUGAGUUGGGCACCCCUCCCUCUCCCACCGUCCUGGAGGUUGACCAGAGCCCUUCUGAACCGGCAGGAGUGAAAGAUGGCGACACGGCGCCUGCUGGGAGCAGCGUUGCUCCGACAGCCGACAUAGUGGAGUCCUCAGAGCAGCCGUCCUCAGGCGCAGCCCUCAGUGACUUGGAGACAGAGGCUUGCUGUAAGGAAUCCCCUGUCCACUUCUAA